Strigops habroptila (Kakapo) is the source of this 3530-nucleotide messenger RNA. RefSeq names its product cytochrome b5 reductase 4. Bases 62 to 1741 code for a protein of 559 amino acids. Gene Ontology annotation, cellular component: endoplasmic reticulum. The transcript has 17 exons. Gene Ontology annotation, molecular function: oxidoreductase activity; heme binding. NCBI's taxonomy places the organism in Eukaryota, Metazoa, Chordata, Aves, Psittaciformes, Psittacidae. Gene Ontology annotation, biological process: superoxide metabolic process; generation of precursor metabolites and energy. The record is from RefSeq and is a predicted model, not a curated record.
GCUGGAGCGCUCCGCCCGCCCCCCGGCCCUCCGGGGCGCAGGCCGCGGCCCGGCCGGCAGCAUGCUGAAUGUGCCGCCGCAGGCCUUUCCCGCGCCCAGCUCCCAGCAACGGGCGGCAGCAGGCGGCCGCGCUAAGAGUUUGGAUCAGAGGGGUUCCCAGUCUAUGGUGAUGUUGAAAAGGAAGGUGCUAGACACUCUGAAGAUCUUGCACUGUCAGUCAGGCAGACCCAUGGCUAUUACAUCCCUGGUACCUUUAAAGCCAGGAAGGAGUCUUAUGGAUUGGAUUCGACUAACUAAAAGUGGGAAGGACAUGACUGGUUUAAAAGGCAGGUUAAUUGAAGUGACUGAAGAUGAGCUUGCUAAGCACAACAAAAAGGAGGACUGCUGGAUAUGUAUAAGAGGAUUUGUAUAUAAUGUCACACCAUAUAUGGAAUAUCAUCCCGGUGGUGAGGAUGAACUAAUGAAAGCAGCAGGAACUGAUGGUACAGAUCUCUUUGAUCAGGUUCAUCGCUGGGUCAAUUAUGAAUCGAUGCUGAAGGAAUGUCUUGUUGGGAGAAUGGCUGUCAAGCCUAUUGCUGCUCCAAAAGAGAUUACUUCUGUGUGUGAAGAGAAGAAACAGCUUAAUGGUAUGCUUCCUGAGAAGAAAGUACUGAGUGGUGCUUCUAAAGAUUUAACUCCAAGUUAUGACUGGUUCCAAACAGAUAGUUUGAUCACCAUUGUCAUAUAUACUAAGCAGAAGGAUAUGAAUGCAGAGUUGGUGAUACUUGACCAUGAGGACAAACGAUUAAGGGGAGAGAUAAUCGUGGAUGAUUACUCAUAUCUUUUAGAAGUUGACUUGGACCAUGCUGUUGAAGAAGACAUGGCUGUAAAUAUUGCUGAAAAAGUUGGGAAAGUAGAGAUUAUCUUAAAGAAAAAGGAUAACGUUCAUUGGAAAAUUCUGGGACAGCCCUUGGAGAGUCAUAAUACAUUUAUGAAACGUACGGACAGAGGACUGUUCUACAGAAAAUGUAAGCUGGUUUUGAAGACAGAAGUUACCCACGACACCAAGCUCUUCUGCUUACUGUUGCCUGAGAGCACACAUCUCCGUGUUCCCACUGGACAACAUGUUUACCUCAAACAAAUCAUUGCAGGGACAGAGGUAGUAAAACCAUACACACCUGUAUUGCCUUUUUUGCCACUGGAUUUCAAAGAACCAUCUUGCCAUGAUAGUGCACAUAUAUAUUUAAUGAUUAAAAUUUAUUCCUGUGGACUGUUCACACAGGCACUUGACCAUCUACAAAUUGGAGACUGUAUUUCUGUCAGCAAUCCUGAAGGUAGCUUCAAGAAGUCACAGGUUCAAACUUCAGAAGAUCUCUUUUUACUGGCAGCAGGCACAGGCUUCACACCAAUGGUUAAACUGCUGAAUUUUGCGCUGACUGAAGUUAGUUGCCUCCGGACAGUGAAGCUAAUCUUCUUCAACAGAACAGAAGAUGACAUACUUUGGAGAAAUCAGCUAGAGCAAUUAGCUCUUAAAGAUCAAAGGUUUGAGAUUCAAUUCAUUCUCUCACAACCGAAAAAGGACUGGGUGGGUAAACAGGGGAUGAUUUCUUCAUCUCUUCUCUCUGAGUUUGUGAAAAGAAGCAGAAAAGACUCCAAAGUGCUCAUCUGCAUCUGUGGUCCAACACCUUUUACAGAGCAAGGAGUGCAAUAUCUGAAGGAUCUUGGGUACUCCCAAGAAGAGGUGCACCCUUUCACUGCAUAAACCCAUAUGAGGACAUUAAUGUUUGUUUGUAUAAUUCAAUCUUAUUUAUUUACCUUCAUGAAUUUAAAUAAGUGAAAAGCAAUUUUGUAAGACUUGAAAUCUCACUCUUGGUACCAAACUGUUUCUCAGAAGUAAUGUAUCUUCGAAAAAAUUUUAUAAUGUGUUUUAUCUUGUUUUUGUAAAUAUUUUUGCUAAUACUUAAGUCAUCCAGGGUAUUAAUUUAUUAAAGAGGCAAGCAAAAAUGUAUAGUAUACAUUAUGUAAGAUAUUUCAUGCGUUUGGUUCAUGAGAUUUCUUAAAUAUAUUAGAAGCACUGAUUUCAGUUUUGAAUUGAAAAAGCUUAUUAUUUCUUACUGUAAAAAGUCUUAAGAGCAAUACUGUCUGAAAUUAAAUAUUGCACUGUAACUCAGGUAACCGGUCAUUGAAAAAUGUUCUUUUUCAUCUGAUAUCUCUAUUUGACUUGCAAGUGAUCCAGAUACAUUUUUGGCUUUGUAAGCAAAGAAUAGAAGUACCUUUGGUAAAGUAUAAAAUUUACAUCAAAUAAUAAAAAAAAAAAAAAAAAUUUACAUCAUGCAUUUUUGUAAAUUUUUUGUAUUUUUCAUUUAUAAUAUUAUAUAGAAAGGUUUGCCCUAGCUUAGGACACCAGCUGAGAACUCAGAACGGAACGGAGGGACAGAGUCAUGGUCUCACACAAAACUUUCUGUGUGGCCUCACUGAUACCAGGCAUCUGCUGUCAUGAGACAUUCUGAGGGUAAAAACUUGACAGUUUAUGGCCUGCAGAUACCAGUGUAAGGACCAUAGAAGUAUUGAAAAUAUUUUACACAUUGCAGUAGUAUUAAAUGAGGUUAUUUGAAUUUGGGCUUUUUUACUCCAUUAUUAUAAGUAUGUUAUCAUGAGGCAUUAAUCUGCUGUCUAAUAAUAGUUUGGAGAAAACAGCAGCAAACCAGCUACCCCCCUUCUAGAUAUUGCUGGUAAUGUCUGGAGGCAUUGUUUUGCAUGACAUCUAGUACUGUUUACAUCCUCCUAUUGUGUUGAAUGGCUAUUUCCUCCUCCUAUGUAGCCAGACUUGCAGUUGUGGCAUUAAUACUUCAGCAUUUAUGAAAAAAUGUUUUAAUAAUACCCUUCAAAAAGGUGAAAUUGAUAGGAGAAGACUUGUCUUACUGUGACUGUUAUAUUGGAAAAAGGAAUUCACCAGGUCCUACUAUUGAGGUAAUAAACAAUUUAAUCUGUUGGUGGUGUAACUGAUACAAGAAUAAUUUGUGGUGUCCUGAGGAGUUCUAAGAAAUGGGGACAAGUGGGUCUAAACCAUGGGAGGAUAUCCCAAAAUCUCCCUUGAAAUAUAUAUUGAAACACUGAAAGCAAAUGGGAGAGGAUCCUUUAACCAAGGCAAAAUUAGUACAAUAUAGCAAUCAGUGAGGGCCAGUAUGUACACUGGAAGAGAGAAUGCCCUCAAAGACCGUCUGGGGAGGGAGCAUUAAAACUUUCCUUAAAUGAACAAUGAGGAGGAUCAGGGGAACAGACCUCAGCUGAACCUCUGGUUACAUUGGAACUGGAGAAAGAAAAGGUCUAUUUUUUAUUAGAUACAGGGUCUUCAUUUUCAGUUAUAAUUACUAUGCAAGGUACUCUAAGCAAAGAAACUGUAAACGUUGUGGGUACAACUGGGAAACUGGAAAAACAGACUUUCUUUAACCUCAUUAAUUUUAAAUUUGGCAAGCAAUGGUUAACUCAUCAGUUUUUAUAUAUGCCUGAAUGCCCAAUACCCCUCUUGGGAAGAGACCUGUUAAGUAAAU